Camponotus floridanus (Florida carpenter ant) is the source of this 7806-nucleotide messenger RNA. RefSeq lists its product as uncharacterized. The coding region runs from base 328 to 6693 and encodes 2121 amino acids. The record is from RefSeq and is a predicted model, not a curated record. Gene Ontology annotation, biological process: autophagy; COPII vesicle coat assembly; Golgi organization. Gene Ontology annotation, cellular component: ER to Golgi transport vesicle membrane; endoplasmic reticulum exit site. The transcript has 18 exons. NCBI's taxonomy places the organism in Eukaryota, Metazoa, Arthropoda, Insecta, Hymenoptera, Formicidae.
AGCUCGGGGGUGAAGGAGGGAGAGAAGAAACUUCCUGACUGACGUGCUUGCCCGUCUAUCUCUCUCUCCUUCCGUUCCACCCGUCUCGCUCCCUCGCUCACGACGCAUGCAUGGAAAUGUCCGCGUACUCGUGAGAUUCGGUUCGCGCGCAGCCAUCAACGACGACAAAAACGACGACGUUUGUUCGUUCUGCCGGAGGAGCCCCAGACUGGUGGUCGGGAACGAUAAUGCGCGCGAAGACGGCAGCGCGAGCGACGAUAGUUUAGAUCUUAAAAAUUGGUAUAAAAUAAGCCAUACUGUCCCACAGACAGUACAAAUAAUACUGAUAUGUUGGGCCACUGGCAGGAUCAAAAUAUGAAAAAGGAGAUGCAGCAGCAUGUUGAUAAUCUGACACAACCACCGCAAAUGUAUAAUGUGUCUGUCGAAGGAAUUAAUAAGAAACAUUCCAUCAAUUGGUCUAAUGGACAGCAGGGUAUCAACGAAAUGAGUAAUAAACCCAACACUGUGUCGAAUCAAUGGCACAAUCAAAAUUGCGAAGCCGCGAUGUCUCCUCAUCAACCCUCGCAUCUAGUACAAACUAAUAAUGUAGAUGAUAAAUUUAGUUCUUGGCCACAAUCGGGUAAUAUCACGACUGCCUCGCAUGUUUGGCCUCCCAUGGUUACGCAAAGCGAGUUCGUAUAUCAAAAUCGAUUACAGCAGCAGAUAGAUAACAAUUCAUUUAAGGAAAACGUGUCACAAGAUAAUAGUAAUACUAGGUUUGAAUGGCAACAAAUGCAGACAACGCCGCUCAAUUAUGCUCCAUUUGGUUAUAUAAAUCAUGGUGUAGAAAACAAAUCGCAACGUAAUUGGCAGAAUCAUAGCGAUAUGCUAGGCCACUGGCAAGAUCAAAAUAUACCGAAAGAGAUGCAGCAGCAUGUCGACAGUAUGGCUAAUCAAAGUACGCAACCGCCGCAAAUGUAUAAUGUCGAAGGAAUCAACAAGAAACAUUCCACCAACUGGUCUACUGAACAGCAAAAUAUCAAUGAAAUGAGUAAAUUCAACACCGCGUCGAAUCAAUGGCAUAAUCAAAAUUGCGAGGCUGCGAUGCCCCACCAUCAGUCCUCGCAUCUAGUACAAACGAAUAACAUAAACGAUACAUUUAGUUCUUGGCCACAAACAGGCAAUAUCACGACGACUGCCUCGCACGAUUGGAAAUAUUCUAACACGCAAAGCGAAUCCGUACAUCCAAAUCAAUGGGUGCAACAACCUAUAGAUAAUUCGUUCAAGGAGAGUGUGUCGCAGAAUAAUAAUGGUGCUAGGCUUGCCGCAAACGAAUGGCAAAUACAGGCAGCGUCAUUCAAUUACCCUUCAGUAGCUACGACUGUGCCUAUGACUAUAGAAAAUAUUGUACAUACGCCCAACAAUAAUGAACAGCAAGAGAAUGAAAAACUGGCAGUGGUAACUUCAUCUUACGAUUCUUUUAAUACGACGAAAUCGAGCGACAUUAAACCACCGAUCGGAAACCAUCAUAAUUUGAAUUCGGUGACUGAUAACUUACCGAAAAGUGUUCCUGGCGAGAACGACGAUCGCGUUUUUGUUCCUACAGUGACAGAGGAAUUAUCUAGCAAUUUCGGUCAACUUAAUCUCGGAAACAAAUCGGGGAAGCACACGGAUUAUUCAGGUGAAUCGUUGGAAGUACACCCGAAUCCUAUGGAAGGAAAAACUCAAGCUGCUAAUUUUAAUGUUGGAAAUAUUCGUAGUAAUCCUGUUCCUGACAAUAUAUCCGUGUUGUCAUCAGAUUAUGCGCCGAGCAGCAUGGACAACACUUCUCAUUCUAUCGACAACCAACCAGCAGUUAGUCAAGAUCAUUCAAUCUCGAAUACAUAUCAAAAUGUUACUAAGGUAACGGAUAAUAUUUCACAAAGCGGAUAUGAUCAAUGGUACAAUCAAAGCGCACUGGAGAACGCGUGGUACGGGAAGGAUCAUCAUUCACGUCCACCCAAACAAAGGAACGCUCCCGAGCAAAAUGUAGAAAACUAUGAAAACAUCCAACAAACGUCUGACUUUAUAAACGUAGAAAUCGUCGCACCUACGACUUUGCAGGAACGCGAUAUUUAUGGUUCGCGCGAUUCCAUAAACAAGGAAAUGUUGGACAACGAUCCUAGGCCAAAAAUAAGUCCAAAAGAAGGUGUGACGAAUGUACGGGGUUUCAGAGAGGAGAUAAAUAAUGUCGAAGUACCGGCGAUGCAGCAGCAAGUACGGUCGCAUCCGCCUCUACAAACGGAACAGAUGCCGGACAAUUACGAGUUUGCCUCGAACGACAGGAACACGUUCUUGGAGACUGGGGAAUUGACGGAUUCGCAUCAGGAACAUGAGCCGACGCCUCCGAGUCAGGACGACGAGAACGACGAAGUGCCUAACGAUAUCCCUUUCCUGCGCGAAGUACCGGGACAAUCGAGCACCAUGGAUCCACGCAGAAACGAUCCUACGGGUCAAGAGCAACACGUGCAGACCGGGCAACGCCUUUCCGAUCCCAGGAGAAAUGAUCCUUCCGGGCAAGAGCAAAGUAUACAAAUCAGAAAUAUAUCCGAUAGAGUAGAGCGUCGUGAUGUCCUUCCAGGUCAAGAGAGAAACGUUCCUCAGCUAUUACGAAGUGAUUCGGACACACUGGAACGACGGAAUGAUCCUUCAGGUAGAGAGCGUUCUCUUCCGCCGCAGCAGUCGCGAAAUGACCCAUCGGGCGAGGAGAGGUAUCAGCCGCAGCCCCAGAUAAUGCUGGAGUCGAGCGAGACCCGCGAGGUGCUUGGCCGAGGUAACGAAUCCGACGAAGUUACACGGCAGACUCAGGACGCGGAACUCAGACAGAUACCAGGCGGAGCGUCUUCCAACGACGUUACGCAAUUAAUGCCGGACGAUAGGACGCCAACGACUGGUAGUAGAGUAGUUACUGGUUCUCUUCCGGAGAUGAUCCUUCCUCCGACGAUGCCGCAGGAUCCAACGAGCGGCGACACGCGAAGCAAACGCGAAGAGGCGGUGGGCGCGUCUCUCGAGAACGAGACGAUCCAAGUUUCCGCUUCGUCGAAUCGUCGGGAUUCUUACGAGGGCGAAGAGGAGGAUGCGGGUUCUCGCGACAGCCGAGACGAAAGCAGAGAGAGACGACGGGAAGCCAGUCCCGAUCGCCGACGAUACGAAUACGAUCGGAAGAACGCAUACUACGAUCAUGAUCGUGAAUACGAAGAUGAUUACUAUUACGAUCGUCGACGUGCAGGUGACAAUGAUCGUCAGUAUACCGUCAUCCCCCGAGAUGAAUUUAAGCGACGAGAUAAUCCGUAUCGGGAUGAUGAUCGUCCACAUCGCAGUCGCGAUGAUCUGGAUCGAUACGGUAGGGAGGACAUGGAUAGAAGGGUCAGAGGAAAAGAGGACUUGGAUGAGAGGGAUGGCAGAAGGAGACUGCAGGAUGAUCGUAGAAGAGAAGAUCCGCGUCGUAGGGACAGAGAUCCGAGAGAUUAUGAUGCGCGAUAUUCUAGGGAUCCUAGGGAUCCUAGGGAUAAAGAUUAUAUGGAUCGUGAGAGAAGACGACGAAGAUACGAUGAUUACGAUAUUAGAGAUUCGUACAGAAGAGACUAUUAUGAUGAUCCCUAUGGAAGAAGUUCUAGGCCUUCGAGUAGAUCUUCCUAUAAUGACAAGGAUCGCGAAUAUUAUAUACGUACAAAAGACCCUUACUACAACAUGAAUGCAAGAUAUGGUGGAUAUGGUGCUCUUUAUGGUAACAUGUAUUACGCAUAUAUUGAGAAUUUGCGUCAAACAAAUCCUGCCCUUUAUGCCGAGUGGUACCACAAAUAUUACGCCAGUCAACAACAACAACAGCAGCAUAUUGCCAGAAGUGUUGGCAAUUAUCCGGAGGAUAGAGCCAGUGUUCAUUCCGGCCGUAGUUCCUGCGACGAUAGAAAUACUAGUGAUAAAAGAACAUUGCAUGAUACACAUUUGGAGGAUCCAACAAUCAUUUCUGCUCGAUUAACACCAACCAAGUACUCUACAUCUCAUGCAUAUGGAUGCUUCUCGAUUGGAUCUUUAGUACAUGUUCAUCCAAGCUAUCCAGCUGAUGGUGAAAGAGCUAAGGUGGACGUUUUUCGUGUAGAUAACUUGCUCUCACAUGAUCCUGUCACACGUGAUUUACGAUUAUAUCCAGGACCUUUAAUUAAUGGCGUAACACAUAAGAAAACCAUCAUAGAAUAUUGCGAAAAUAAAAUUAAGAAAGCAGUGGUGAAUGAAGAAAUGAUCGAUCGUGCUUCAUACAUUUUGUUGUAUGAAUUGAUGAUUAUGUUGAUACAACAAAAUGGGAAUGUCGUUGGUGUUGACAUUGCUGGGCUUUUACUGCGUAACAAAGAUGCUUACCCUCACGAUACAAAUAAAAUCACGUCUCAGGAUAUAAAACGCAGAGAAUCGCAAGUAUCGCAACGAUCUGGGGCGACGGGUAGCGACGGAAGUACUCAGGAUAUUUCCGCGCUAGCCGAGAAAUCUGAAAUUAAACAGCGAAAAACGACGGAGCAAAUAACAGACGAAUUCAGAGAUACAUUACUUUACGGGCGGGUUCAAGAAGCAUUAGAAUAUGCAAUGAACGAAGGGCUUUGGGGUCAUGCUCUUUUCCUGGCUAGUAAACUGGAUAAACGCACUUACGCUUCUGUAAUGACUCGUUUCGCGAACAGCCUACCAUCACACGAUCCGCUGCAGACUUUGUACCAGCUACACUCUGGUCGUGUACCUGCUAUAGUCACAUGCGCUGCAGAUCCACGUUGGGACGAUUGGCGACCUCAUUUGGCUAUGAUUAUCUCCAAUACUUCAGCCAAUCCAGAGAUUAAUCGUCGGUCAAUAACGACCCUCGGGGACACGUUAUUCGCAAAUGGAGAUAUAUAUGCUGCGCAUCUCUGUUACAUUCUCGCGCAAAUCGAUUUUGGUGCUUAUGGAGCUAAUGGAGUUAAGCUCGUGUUAAUCGGUGCAAAUCAGAACAAGCCGUAUUCUGAAUUUCUUACAAUGGAAGCUAUUAUGCUAACGGAGAUUUAUGAAUAUGCUCGAAAUCUUAGUGAUCCAUGCUUCACAUUAGUGGAUCUUCAAACAUUCAAGUUUGAUCUAAUCGUGAAAAUGGUGGACUGUGGAUUAAUAGAAAAGGCUCUAUUAUAUAUGGAACAGAUUGCAACGAAUAUCGCGAACGACCCAUCGAAAUAUAAAAAAUCUUUCAUCGAAUCGGUUUACCUACUGGGCGAUCGAAUAAAAUACCAUGAUCCAAUCUAUAAGGAUGCUAUUGAAGAUGCUACGAAUUUAACAUGGCUCAAUAAAUUGACUGAGAUUGUCGAAAAAUAUCAGGUUGAGGAGACUUCUGAGGGAGAAACAUACGGUUCCCAUACCAUUGUAGAGAAUCAGAAAAUUCAUGAGAUGAAACAGCAACAAUCGUUACCACCAUCGGCGCAACAACAAUGGAAUACUAUUCAACCAGAAUAUGGCGACGGACCUAUAUCAAUGAUGGAAGUUAAUACUAAUGAAAUGCAAUCAAGCUGGCAACCGCUAUCUCUGCCCACGAAUAUUCAAGAUACGUACGACCCGAAUACGCAAUACAUGAGAAGCGUGGAUGAAUCCGCUCAACAUCAACAGCCGCAGCAACAGGAUUAUUGGAAUCAGCAGGCUUAUUAUCAAGGCAAUUAUGGAAGAAACGAGUCUACUAAUUGGCAACAACAAUCCGUACCAAACAUGAUCUCUGAUCAAACUGAGAUCAAUAACUCGCAGCAACUGGAUAAGUGGAAUUUUGAGACGGAAAGGGAAGACAAAACGCCCACUCCUGAAUCAAGUGUGCAGCCAGCCAUCUCUAUGACACCGUCGACGGGUAAGCAAUACGAUCCGUUGGAAGAAUUGGACGCGCUCGAGACACCACGAACGAACGCUAAACCUUCGACGGAGAUGAAGAAAACAACCGAAAAGACGGCCGACAAGAAAUCCGCCAACAGCGGUUCCUGGUUCGGUGGUUUGUUUAGUAAAUUGGCGCCGAAGCCGAAGAAUCAAAUGAUAUUGCCAGACGAUAAUAAUCCAACGAUUGUGUGGGACCCAGUUGCUAAGAAGUGGAUGAAUAAAGAUGAGAACGACGACGGUGCCGCAACGUUGGUGCCACCGCCGAAGACAUCCGACGUCAGUUUUCGAGCCCCCAUGAUGAUGGAACGCGGUGCACCUUCCCAGCCGCUUCCACCGAACGGCGAAGAUGCAUCGACGAUGGAUGCCACUUUGAAAUUACCCACCGGUAAUGGCAAUAUGUACAAACUGCCAAAGGGCAGGAGUAUGCGUGCCAAUUACGUAGACGUGAUGAAUCCCGGCGUGGGGAAAUCCAAGAUACCUGGCACAGCGUCGUCUACCCCCAUAACAUCUCCGCUCGUACCCAUGGCUACUUCGUCCCCGCAGUUGUUCGUCCCCGCGCCAGUUAACGAUUCAACCGCUCCUGUGGAUUUCUUAACUCCGGCAGCAACACCACCAUCUGGAAACAUCGCGGAGAAUACGUCGCAAGCACUCUCUCGCUGGAGCUCGACCAGCUCGUUAUCGCGAGAGGUGCAGAGCUACACAAUGAGGGAUCCGCGGCUUCUUCAACGGAACAAGGGACCAAUGAUGUUCAACCCGAGUGACAUGAAGGAUCGUUCGGUGAAGAACAUACCACCUAGCAGAUAUCCUCCGCGAUAAUCUUUGCUUAUAUAGAUAAUUUGUUAUUAAAAUUAGGAGAUUUUUUUUUCUCAUCGUCUUGCGCAAUUGUGUUUAAUAUGGAUUUUUGUUCUGUAAAACGUGACAACAACAGUACAUUUUUUAGAAUGAUGCUAUACGAUGCACAGUUCUCUUUCAAAAGAAUAUAUAUACCUAACAACAUAAGAAUUCAAAAGACAUCAUUCUUACGGUGUCCUGUACAUUUCGUUGUCUAGAUAGAUUUUUACAUUAAAUUUUCGAAUUUGUCUUAUUGUUAUAUUUAUCGUGUCGAAUUUGAAAUUGCAUUGAAAAUAUUCAGAAAAUAUAUAUAUAUAUAAGAUUUCCAUAUAAUAGAAAAAUAUACAAUUUAAUGGUGCAAUAUGAUGGCAGAAAUAAAUAAAACUCAACACUAUACGUUUUGUGAUUUAUGAAUUAGAAGUUUUUGCAUUUCUUAUUGUAAAAAAGAAUAUGCUUUUGUGUUUGAUAAAUUUUCACGGAAUGUUUCAUGCAACGAAUUUAUUUGGAAGUUAUUAGUUUUCGCGUAUUUUUAGAAACGCGCAUUUCCAUCAAAUGAUUAUUGCUGCAUUUGCGUUAUUGCAUUGAACGGGUCAUAAUCAUGUUAUGUUGAAAUGCGCGAGUGCAUUCCCAAUAUUAUUAUAUAUUAUAUUCGCUUAGUGUGUAAGUAUUAUUAUCCUAUAAUCGGAUUCGAUGUCGCGCGAAAAUUUCAAGUUAUGUGCGUGCUUUGAAUUAUGCGAGUGAGAUGUAAAGAAAUUUUUACCUGCAACUUGCAAUCACUGACAGAUUUACUUAAGUUACACAUAGUCCUUUUCAUUGAAGAGUGUCUUGUAGAUGUACGAUAGGUAGAGCGAGGAUUGCGUAGCGUAUAAUUGUAGCUUAAUUAUAACAGAAUUUGUUACAAUACGGCCUCGUUGGUAUAUGUGCUGUAAUACUAAGUCUGAUUUUAUAUAUCAGGAAAAAGGGAAUAUUGUAUGCAACGCCGGUGAAUGCAACAUGUUAGGAAUAUGAAAAUUUUAUCGAUCGUAAGAACAGGGGAGUCGCGUUUACGAGAAGUGUAUAAUAGAGAAAUACUGUUAUUAAAUGUCAGAUUAUAUAUUA